Molecule: messenger RNA, 3225 nt
Organism: Cuscuta epithymum
Lineage: Eukaryota; Viridiplantae; Streptophyta; Magnoliopsida; Solanales; Convolvulaceae
Source: the annotation of a GenBank genome assembly
AUGAGUUUAAAAGGAAAAACACGAACUUAAUGGCCCCCAAUCUUCAAAAAUUUCUUUCCUCAACCCUCAAAUAGUCUCAUUCAAGAUUUAACAAGUUUGGGGGGAGAUGGGGGGAAGAACAAUGGUGAUGAUGGUCAUCCUUGUGAUGGCAUGUGCUUCUUUCGGUUCCGGGUCCACCGAUCAGCACCGGAAAUGGACAUGGAUUUCAUCAGGUUCUGAUGGAUCAUCCUCGCCCUCGUCCUCGUCCUCAUCACCAUCGGUUUACACUCAAGCAGGACCGUCUUCAAUUGUUCUGCCGCUCUAUGGCAACGUUUACCCCAAGGGAUUUUAUUUUGUCCAAGUGGAUGUUGGGCACCCUUCAAAGCCUUAUUUUCUUGAUCCGGAUACAGGAAGUGACCUUACUUGGCUUCAAUGCGAUGCUCCCUGUGUCCAUUGUACAAGGGCACAUCACCCUUUCUACAAGCCCAACAAUGACCUUGUGAUUUGCAAGGACCCCCUUUGUGCCUCUCUGCAUCCAGCUAAUUAUAAAUGUGACACUCUAGAGCAAUGUGAUUAUGAGGUCGAGUAUGCUGAUGGCGGUUCAUCUCUCGGUGUCUUGCUCAAUGAUGUCUUUUCUCUUAAUCUUACCAGUGGGGUCGCGGUUAAACCUCAUCUGGCUCUCGGGUGCGGAUAUGAUCAGAUACACGGUCCAUCUCACCACCCUUCAGACGGGGUACUUGGCCUUGGAAAAGGAAAAACCAGCAUUCUAUCUCAGCUAAAGAACCUUGGUCUGGUGAGAAACGUGGUCGGCCACUGCUUGAGUUCACGAGGUGGAGGGUAUCUCUUCCUUGGGGAUGAUGUUUAUGACGCUUCUCGUGUCACUUGGACACCAAUGUCACAUGAUAUCACGAAUCACUAUGCUCCAGGGCUUGCAGAACUACUUUUUGGCAGUAAAACUACCGGAGUAAAGAAUCUACAUGUGGUGUUUGACAGCGGGAGCUCUUUUAGCUAUUUAAAUACGCAACCGUAUGAAGCUUUACUUUAUUCACUGGAGAAAGAACUGAGAGGUAAGCCCCUAAAAGAAGCAGAUGAUGACCCAACUCUACCCUUAUGCUGGAAGGGAAGGAAGCCUUUCAUGAGCAUCAACGAAGUCAAGAAAUACUUCAAGUCCUUCUCACUCAGCUUUGCCGGUGGAUGGAAAUCCAAAACUCUGUUUGAGAUCCCCCCUGAGUCAUAUCUUAUCAUCUCAUCAAAGGGCAGUGUAUGCAUGGGAGUUCUGAAUGGCACUGAAGCAGGACUGCAAAAUUUCAACAUAAUAGGAGAUGUGUCUAUGCAAGACAAAAUGGUGAUUUUUGACAAUGAGAAGAGUGCAAUAGGCUGGACUCGUGCAAACUGCGAUCGCCCCCCAGUGUCCAACAUUGUUUUCAUCUAAAUUCGGAGGAGUUUUAAUCUUCUCAUUUGUAAUAAUAGCUAUUGGAAAAUGGUCAAAUAAGAUCUCCAGCUAUUUGAUUUAAUGCCAUUGAGACCUCCAAAUUAUAAACCUUCGAUGACAAAAUGAACUAAUCAACUAAAAAUCAUGCAAUCGAUUUUUACCUUUUGGCAUCCCGUAGCCCUUUCCAAACUUAUAAUCCAGAAAUUAAUCCACAUAACAGAAAUUACGUUAUUUUUGAAAGUAACAGAAAUGAAGUUAAUACAUGGAGGAAUUACGUUAUUCUGCCAUAUGAAUAGCAGAAUGUAUGCGGACAUGAAUGGAAGCUAUGAUGUAUGGGAUCGGAAUGAUGAGUGGCGACUGCAAUUCGUUGGCUCAAAGGAAAGAGUGUUCUGAGCCAGAUCAUAUGUCACCAUCAUAUUCUGCUGUACAAAGUUCCCCAAAACCCCCGGUGAUGACCCUCCACCUCCAGCGUCGCCGAUUGCCAAACAAGUGACAUUGACCAAACGACCGUCCACCUCAUCCUCUUCUAUUAUGAACACAUUGCCUUGCGGGAGGCUCAGAUUUGAGGCGGCGGCGCCGUGGGUGCCCUGCAAAUGGAGCGUCAGCCUCGGGAAGCUGAUCUCAUUGCUCGGCAGCGUGAAACAAGGUAGAUCUGAACUAGAGUCCGAAGAAAGCUUCAGCUGCUUCUCCACCUCACCGACGACCGCCUUGAAGGCUGCCGUCGGAAGGUAAGUGAGGCUGGUGCCGGUGUCGACAAUCAUCCCUCCACUCCCGUUCCGAUUCAGCUGGAACGCCUCCUUGGGCACUGAUUCCAGCCGUGUCUCGCCCACCGAGAUUCCUUCAACGGAAACAUAGUAAUACUGCGAUUUGGCCGAGUCAUUCGUUGACGGAUUUCUUACCAAUGGGGUCAUGGUGACGUGCUCUCCCCCGCCUGCGGAGGAUGAUGCCCCUCCUAGACUAAGCGUGCCGGUUGAAUUGCUUCCCAGGCCCGGCAAGCAGUAGGAGAAUUGGGAGACGUUGAGCUGGGAGACCAAGGACAGCGGCCCGCGGCUGAGACCAACCAAACCCGAGUUGUGGUUGAACCCUAUCCCGCCGCUAUUGUUUUGGCCGCAGAGGAAGGUGAUGUUUGGGAAAGAAACGUGGUCUCGAAAUGUCAAAGUCUCUGAGGCGGCGUAGCCUUCGACCGUCGACCCAUCGCCGUACUUGAUGCGGCGGGAGCAGCUGCCGCCGGUGUCAUUCCUGAGCCGGCAGGCGUGGAAAGAAGUGGAUUUCUCGGGGUUGAAGAUGGGAGUGUCUUGAGGAUAACAGUGGACACAUGGCUGGCACUGAGUCCACAUCAAUUCACUGCCCGUGUCCAUGAGAGACCUCAAUUUCACCGGCGGAGUCCCGAUGUGUAGGUCCAUCAAGAACCCCGCGUUUUCAGGCGCGGGAAGUACCGGGGACAUCGCCACCUUCCCCUCGCGCUCCGGCAGCGAUGCCGCAGCAGUAGCAGCCCAGGCGCCGAACCUCUCGGCGUCGCGCUUUAUGCCGAUUCGCAAUUGCUCCAGCCUGGACCAAUUUUCGCCGGCACUGACGCCGUGAUGUCUGCUCAGACUCAUCCGAACCCCCACAGGCGACGCGGAAUUCAGCGUCAAGCUUGAAACCCAAAAAGUGAUGAUCACCGUCGCCCAAACCUUCAAAGGAAACCAGCCACCCAUUCUAUUAUAUUCUCGCCGGCCGGCCGGCCCUCUCUCUCGGUUAUUGUACUUCGGUUCUUUGUGGAUGGUGAGUAUCAAACACCUUAUUGAUUCCGCCCCUUAUGUAGCCCAAUGGCC